AUGUGUUUGAUUGUCUUCUCGCACCGAGAAUCAUAUAGGCAUAAAUAUAAAUAUAAAUAUCCAUAUUUACAUCCAGACAUAUAUCACGGUAUCAUAACUUGGCUAGAAAACAUGUCUGUGCCCUUCAAGUAUCGCCAGCAUAUUCGUGACAUACACGAGUCCUUCCACGAUGGAAAGCCCAUCUCCGAGGAGGAACUGAUGAGCGUCAUGGACAUCAUUGCGUCAGCUGAGCAUCAGGCUCUUAUCGACCAGUAUCGGGCCAAGUGCCCGCUGAACUCAAACAGUUUUCUCUCCCUCAUGUAUGAACUACAGAAGGCCUCAAAAAUCUCGUACGACGAUCUGGUAUGGAAUUACAUCCGGGGGGCUCUCAAGAGGGGUGUUUUCAACGGUGAGGACCGCACGGACCUAAAAACUCUCCGCUCAACGCUCGAUCCCUUGAUGCGUGCGGUACGCCUGGACGUACCGAACCUCUACAAGGCACACGCCCCUCCCGAUGGUGAGGGCAAGAUCACCGUUGACCAGCUCUGUGAUGUGUUCCGUGCCAUGUACCCCGCAAACCAAAUUGUCUACCUGGAGAUGUACAAGUGGUCACGAACGAAAAAAGUGACGAAGGGCCGAGGAAGCAUCACUGAACUCGCCAAGAAUUUUGAAGUUAUGACGCCCCCUCCCUUUGCGGUUUCCGCUCCACCGGCAGUACCUACGUCGCUGUCAGUAUCCAAACCGCCACAGCCGAGGGAGGAUACGCCAAGUGAAAUGCUUAAGGCAACUAUCAAUGCGGCUGUCGUCGAUGACUCCACGGAGACGGCCAGCACCCAGCAGAGGUCAUUGCGGACACAAGAAAAGGAGUUCACUACGGAGCCACGGGAGGAAUUAGAAAGGCUGUCGCAGUUACCUGAAGAGGGCCCAAAUCUACCAGAUCGAAGCGUACCCACGGAAAAAUGGAAGAGUACCUCCGAGGCCGAUGGAGAGGCGAAGAAACCAGCAGUUGAAAUUCAGCUUCCCGACGUUGGUGAAACAAACCUGAGAGACUCAACAAACCCCAAAGUAGAGGAAAAUACCGAGGCAUCAUCGAUCAAAGAGACAGAAGCAAACAUUCAACUCACCCCAUCGUUAUUUUCUGAAAAGAAGUUGGAAAAUGGGACGGUCUUCUCCACAUCCCUGCCUGCCGCGACAUUUCCAUCCCCUCCUCUGGAUCCCCAUGAUCAGCAAGAGCCACUGGAGGGGGAGAAAGACGCAGUCAAAAAUUUUAUAGCCUCAGAGAGACCAUCUGUUUCGGUCACUUCUCUUGGUUCCUUUCCGUAUUGUGAUCUUCCGCCGAACGUACAAGUGGAGCGGCGGCCCGGACUCAAUUUUAAUCCCUCCUAUAUUCGUGAUAUGGAGCCACCCGUUCGGAAGCAUAAAUCCUCCACUGAUGGGGAUAAUAAAUCAUCGCUACCACCGAGGCUUCGAGGGCAUGAGGAACAGCCUGCAUGGGAGCACGAGGAGGUGCUGCUGGAUGCCAUGUUGUCUCGUGUUGUUCCAGGAAAGCCGGUAGAUUCUCAAGUGAUGGAAUAUCUUAAAGAGCUCGCGAGACAAGAGGGGGAGCUUGAGUCAGCCCUGCGUGCUGAGAUGGAAAACCUAACGUCCAACAUGCUGGCCUGCGAGAUUGUUGAGCAACGAAUGAUGAUCCUGCGCGCUCAGAGACAGGCACAAUGUUUUGAUCGAAUGGAAUCACGACGGUGUAAGCUUCUGGAGGAGAUGGAGAAGUACCUGUCAGGGUCGCGGAAAGCACAUGGGCAGAAUAAAGUUCUUCUUGCCGGUAUUAAAGAGAGUGGCAUGGUGUCGUGCAGGAAGGAUGGCCAUUCAUCGGAUCACGACGGCAACUCCACCAAGGCACGAGAGAAGUCGACGGAUUUUGUGUCCAUGUUCACCCCGCCGCCGCCACUGUUGUCGGCGGAGCGCCAACGUAGCACGUUGAAGCGGGACUUGCGACUGGGGGAGAAACUGCAGAGGAUGCAAAGUAGGUCCCCCCGGCCUGCGUCGAUGCGGAGGGUUUCUCUACCGCAAGAUCCACAUUUUCAGACCCAGCAGCUUCCUUCAUGUAUGGAAACGGAGUUCCUUCAGCGUAGCCCCACCUCGCACUCGUUUGGCAACACGUCACAGCGGGGUCGCUGGGCCAAGAAGACAACACCGCGACAGCCUGUACCUGUUGUGCACAGCCGCCCUAUUCAACAACAAAAAAAACAACACCUUUCACCACGACAUUUUGGUGGGGAGGACUUCACUAUUCUUGUGAAUUCAGGCGCGCGGUCGUCGCAGUCACCGCUGCCACGACAAACUCCAAACCGGGGAGUCCAUCCACACCUCACAACAAGGAUGGCGGCUGAAGUAUUGACAAGUUCACAGUUGCAGCGGAAGAUCGAGGAGCGCCUGGAAGCACGUUUUUCAAAGGCUUUUCAGGCCCAUUAG
Molecule: messenger RNA, 2448 nt
Organism: Trypanosoma cruzi
Lineage: Eukaryota; Euglenozoa; Kinetoplastea; Trypanosomatida; Trypanosomatidae
Exons: 1
Coding region: 1-2448 (815 amino acids)
Source: RefSeq, a predicted model, not a curated record